CUGCUGGUUCCGCCACCUGUCCUAUUUCACCCCUGCAGGAAGCGGGAGAAACAGACUCUCUCGGCUGUCUGCUGUCCGGGGAGGCACCACUCCCUUCAACAUAGCCUUUCGGAGAGGGCAGCGGCAGGCCUGGGGAUGGCCUUGGGAGGUCCCGCCUGACUGCCCCGCUGAUGCCCCUGCAGCCGUCCGAGCACCCGGAAUGGAAUGAGUCUAUGCACUCCCUCCGGAUCAGUGUGGGGGGCCUUCCUGUGCUGGCGUCCAUGACCAAGGCUGCGGACCCCCGCUUCCGCCUCCGCUGGAAGGUGAUCUUGCUAUUCGUGGGGGCCGCCAUCCUCUGGCUGCUCUGCUCCCACCGCCCGGCCCCCGGCAGGCCCCCCACCCAUAAUGCACAUAACUGGAGGCUCAGCCGAGCGCCCGCCAACUGGUACAAUGACACCUACCCCCUUUCCCCCCCACAAAGGACGCCGGCUGGGGUUCGGUACCGGAUUGCAGUUAUCGCUGACCUGGACACAGAGUCCAGGGCCCCAGAGGAGAAUACCUGGUUCAGUUACCUGAAAAAGGGCCACCUGACCCUGUCAGACAGCGGGGACAGGGUGGCCGUGGAGUGGGACAAAGACCACGGGGUCCUGGAGUCCCACCUGGCGGAGAAGGGGAGAGGCAUGGAGCUCUCUGACCUGAUCGUGUUCAAUGGGAAGCUCUACUCCGUGGACGACCGGACAGGGGUCGUCUACCAGAUCGAAGGCAGCAAAGCCGUGCCCUGGGUGAUUCUGUCCGACGGCGAUGGCUCCGUGGAGAAAGGCUUCAAGGCCGAGUGGCUGGCGGUGAAGGACGAGCGUCUGUACGUGGGCGGCCUGGGCAAGGAGUGGACGACCACCACGGGCGACGUGGUGAACGAGAACCCGGAGUGGGUGAAGGUGGUGGGUCACAAGGGCAGUGUGGACCACGAGAACUGGGUGUCCAACUACAAUGCUCUGCGGGCCGCUGCCGGCAUCCGGCCACCAGGCUACCUCAUCCACGAGUCUGCCUGCUGGAGCGACACACUGCAGCGCUGGUUCUUCCUGCCACGCCGCGCCAGCCAAGAGCGCUACAGCGAGAAGGACGACGAGCGCAAGGGCGCCAACCUGCUGCUGAGCGCCUCCCCCGACUUCGGCGACAUUGCCGUGAGCCACGUCGGGGAGGUGGUCCCCACGCACGGCUUCUCGUCCUUCAAGUUCAUCCCCAACACCGACGACCAGAUCAUCGUGGCCCUCAAGUCCGAGGAGGACAGCGGCAGAGUGGCCACCUACAUCAUGGCCUUCACGCUGGAUGGGCGCUUCCUCCUGCCGGAGACCAGGAUCGGAAACGUGAAGUACGAAGGCAUCGAGUUCAUUUAGCUCAAAGCAGGGAGACGCUGGGCAAGGCCGUCAGGACUCAGCUUUUAUAAAAACCAGAGGAGGGCACUUCUGUUUUGAUUUGUGCUUUUUGGAACUGUGCCUGGGUUGGAGGCCUGGACAGGGAGCCCGAUGCCGGGCUGGGCAGGGGCGCUUCUGAACGCCCCAUGCUGCCCUCUGCUGGUGAGAUUGGUCACUUUGGGCAUUGAGUCAAAGCCUGCGGGCGUGGCCAGGCCCUUUUCCAUCUGACCUCCAUUGUUUUCUACGUUCUUUUGUUCAGUAAAUAUUCCUGGAGCUCCUACCCUAUGUCAAGCACUGUGCCUCACCCCGAGCACACAGUGAGCAUAAGGUGGACCUGCCUGCUGGGGACCCCUAGGUCACACCCUUUUCUUCCUCGUCUGAGCCUGGGGCAUCAUGUCCAGCCCUGCAGAUCCUUGGAAAAGAAAAUGUUUACAUUGCAGGGCAUUGCAUGGCCAUGAGCGAGAGCGAGGGCAGGCCCCUGAGGACACAUCUCCCACAGCUGCACAGGCAGGCCUCAGAUAAAUCCAUCUCCACUUCAUCUGGCCAGGGACUGCUUUCUCCCUUCAGGAGAAUUCUGGGGCCAUGUAGCACUUCGAAGUUUUAAUGAUUAACCUGUUUUCACUGAAGCAGUUUCGUUUCUUAUGAAGCGAAUCACCACCUCUUAUCACGCAGAGCCAAGUCCAGCCCGCUCCAGCCGCAGAGGGGAUUGGCAGGACGCAGUGACAGUUGGUGAACCAAGCGUCAGGUUUCGGAGUUCUUGGCCAGCGGAUACAAAGAUAAAAUGUUGCCUUUUCCCAGCAACUGUCAGAAAUUGUCACGCCUUUCAGGACUUUUAUGAGCGACUUGAAUUUUUUAUUCCCUGCCUUGGGGUUUCUGGUGGCUUCAGGUGACCCGUGGCCCCAGGGCUCCUUUGUCCUGGGGAGGGUCUGUGAAUGAGGCCUGUCACUUCUCUGGGGUUUCUUUCCAUGGCCUCUGUUUCUCUGCAGCCUCUUCUCUGUGGAAACCUCACAUGAGCGCUGGCCAGGCUGCUGUCUUCCAGGCACUCCAGGGCGAAGGCAGAGUGGGAGUUGAGAUCGAGGUCAGGCGGUCAGGCAUGACCCAGGCUGAGAAGGGCGUUUCCGUCAUCUCAGUGCUCUUGCACAGCACUACCUCACCCCAACCCCCACCCCCACCCUGACCCCACCCCCGGCCAUCAGAGGGGCCAUGCUGGGUGGGAGGGUGAGGCUCUGGCUGCCCCUGUGCCCGUCCCUCACAAAUCUCUCUUGAAACUCAAGCACAGCUGUGAGGAGGGCAGCCAGGAGGGACCCCUCUGGAGCUGGUUGUCUGUUUCCCUCUGUGUCAUAAGUAGCGGAGGAAGUGAACGCUGAAUGUGACACGUUUCUGAAGAGCUCAGCUCCCACCGGGCGUAGCCUGGAAGCCCCAAGUCUGUCCUGACUUUCGUGGCUGUGUCUCUGACCCGCCUCCUUGAUCACUGUCCUUGAUGUCCAGGCUGGGUCAUGUAAAACGGAGAUGCAGUCGGGAAGGCUGGGGGACCUGAGACCUUGCCGAGGUAUUCCCGUCAGCGCCUGAGCCACAGCCCAGGUGCCCGGGAGCAGCCUCGUCACAGGCAGUGAUCUGCCAUUACUCUAAAGCUCACCUUUUUCUUCCCCUCUCUGUUUGCUGCUGUCAGCAUAAUGAUUGUGUUCCUUCCCUACGGGAUCCGUCAGUUUUGUAAACAAUAAAGCGUCUGAGGGAGUGUA
Messenger RNA from Cebus imitator (Panamanian white-faced capuchin), 3130 nucleotides. It is a transcript of the gene CANT1, whose product is annotated as calcium activated nucleotidase 1. The coding region runs from base 171 to 1373 and encodes 400 amino acids. The transcript is spliced from 4 exons. NCBI's taxonomy places the organism in Eukaryota, Metazoa, Chordata, Mammalia, Primates, Cebidae. Gene Ontology annotation, molecular function: UDP phosphatase activity; GDP phosphatase activity; calcium ion binding. Gene Ontology annotation, biological process: proteoglycan biosynthetic process. The record is from RefSeq and is a predicted model, not a curated record.